UUUUCAGGAUCUCCGAGUGCGGCGAGCAGCAAUCGCGUACUUACCCUGAUUCGUUCGGAGCUUGGUAAUGCUAAAGCGUUUCCAACAAUCUACGCGAAACUGUUUUUCUUCUACAUAGAGAUGAAUACCAUAGAAGGUCGUGCUGAGGAUGCUAUAGAGGCAUGUCAGGUAGCCAUACAGCAAUGUUCAGAUGACCCUGUUGUCAACCUCUACUUCCGUUUGACCAAAAAUAUGGUCUCUGCGAGAGUCUCGGGCUCGGUUUGCGAUGAAACGGAAGCACAGGUUAUUGGCCAGUUGAUAAACAGAUUGGAUCAGACGGCCCCGGCUACCGCGAACCUCAAACUCUUUUACAUUUGUACUCUGUUGGCCUACAUGCUUGCUGAUGGAAAGGGGCUGCCAAAGCUUUGUUUACGCGAAACUGAUUUCCGAGCGGUGUUAUACGCUAAGUAA
Messenger RNA from Cylicostephanus goldi, 450 nucleotides. NCBI's taxonomy places the organism in Eukaryota, Metazoa, Nematoda, Chromadorea, Rhabditida, Strongylidae. The record is from the annotation of a GenBank genome assembly.